AUGGCGAAGGUGCCAUCGGCAGAAGAGAUGCUGGCGCUCGUGGAUGCCACGACAGGACCCAAUGGGACCAUGGAUCCGACCAUGCAAAGUUUAUGGAUACAGCUGCAAGAACAACAUGCGCUGAAUCAAGCUCAAGGCCACGGGUCCCAUCGUCGUGGGGCUUGCCCAAAUACCGAAACAGCAGCGACGGCGACAGCUGUGAUUCGAUCGUCUGGACUUGACAAGACAACGGGUACUUCUGGAGUGGCGGCACUUGCACGUGUCCCCGUUUUGCCUCCAGAACUAACGUCAACGUCGACUGCCUUGAAACGCAAAAGCAUUCCAUUGAGUAUGAAGAAAGAGGCGAUCGAGUGGAUCAUGGGUCCUGGCAACGGGAUCCCGUCCCGGGCCGAAAAGCACUUUGGCUGGGACGUCAGUGCGUCGUCGUUUCGCAAGUGGUGGAAGAAUCGGGACAACAUCUUGAAAGAUUUGGGCCGCAAGAAGCGCAUUCGAGGGGGCGGACGAAAGCCGUACUUGGAAGAUUCCGAGGAGAAGCUGCUGGUCGUGGUGAUCCAAGAACGAGCAAAGAAAGACCGAGUGACUAGAAAGUGGAUCGCCAAGACAGCGCAGCACAUGUUCCAGCGCUCGAGUACUAAUUUCAAAGCUUCGGAAAACUGGGUGACAAAGUUCAUUCGACGGAACAAUCUGACGCUGAAGAGGAGCUGCGUCACGUACGAACCGCCACAGCAAGCGUGCUUUGAACCGCAGCAAAGCGGGACGCUGCAAAACUCUUCUUCUACGGCAACUUCGGAUGCAGGCACCACGUAA
Hyaloperonospora brassicae is the source of this 807-nucleotide messenger RNA. The record is from the annotation of a GenBank genome assembly. NCBI's taxonomy places the organism in Eukaryota, Oomycota, Peronosporomycetes, Peronosporales, Peronosporaceae.